GAGGAGGAAAGAGGCAGGCCGAAUCAGGAGAUGCUUUUUUUGCGUCUACAACACUGACUUGACACACUUCAGAAACCACGUUUCUCUGAGCAGGAUCGGAAUCCACGGUAUCACCGUUCAUCAGCGAGCCCAGACUGAAGGAGCUGAAAGGGUCAUUUUUAUACAUAAUAAAAGCAAAACAAAGCGUCUGGCUUUGUUUGACAAAAGGAAGCAAUGUCAGGGUUGAAGAAACGGAGUUCAAAUACAUCCGCGGACCGGGAUGAAGACGACAAGCAGGUGACGGAGAAGAUGCUCAGAGGUGGGAAUGGCAACAUGAGCCGACCAGGAGACGGCACGCCUGAAAGCCCAACCGCAGAUAUUAGCGCUGCGGAUGGAGAAGAGACAGUCGAGCUGAAAAGAACUAUAACUCUCGUGAACGGCGUGGCCAUUAUUGUAGGCACCAUUAUUGGCUCUGGCAUCUUCGUAACUCCAACCGGAGUGGUGAAAGAAGCUGGUUCAGUCGGGUUGUCGCUGGUCGUGUGGGCAGUAUGUGGCGUCUUCUCCACUAUAGGAGCGCUGUGCUAUGCCGAACUGGGGACCACCAUCACCAAAUCAGGGGGUGACUACGCUUACAUCCUUGAAGUUUAUGGCUCCCUACCUGCGUUUCUGAAACUCUGGAUCGAGCUUCUCAUCAUAAGGCCGUCCUCGCAGUAUAUUGUCGCCUAUGUUUUCGCUACCUACCUCCUGAAGCCCAUCUUUCCCUUCUGCCCUGUCCCCGAGUCAGGAGCCAAGCUGGUCGCCUGCCUGUGCAUCCUGUUGUUGACUGCUAUCAACUGCUACAGCGUGAAGGCCGCCACAAGGGUCCAAGAUGCCUUUGCCGCUGCUAAGCUACUUGCCCUGGGCCUCAUCAUCAUUAUUGGUUUUGUGCAGAUUGGCAAAGGUGACACUGCUGAUCUCCUGCCUGAAAAUUCGUUCAAAGGAAGCAAAUCAGACUUUGGCAACAUCGGAUUGGCUCUUUACAGUGGGCUGUUUGCUUAUGGAGGAUGGAAUUAUUUGAAUUUUGUCACAGAGGAGAUGAUUGAGCCAUACAAAAAUCUCCCUCGGGCCAUCAUCAUCUCGCUUCCCAUUGUCACCGUUGUCUAUGUGCUGACCAACCUGGCCUACUUCACCACACUCAGUCCGGAGCAAAUGCUCUCAUCUGAGGCUGUUGCUGUGGACUUUGGAAACUACCACCUGGGGCCAAUGGCUUGGAUAAUCCCUGUGUUUGUAGGCCUGUCCUGCUUUGGCUCUGUGAAUGGCUCUCUGUUUACCUCAUCUAGGCUGUUCUUUGUGGGCUCCCGAGAAGGUCAUCUUCCCAGUUUGUUGUCGAUGAUCCACCCUGACCUGCUGACCCCUCUGCCUUCACUUAUAUUUACUUGUAUCAUGACUCUUCUCUACGCUUUCUCCAAUGAUAUAUUCUCUGUCAUCAACUUCUUCAGCUUCUUUAAUUGGCUUUGCAUUGCCAUGGCGAUCCUUGGCAUGAUGUGGUUACGCUACAAGAAACCGGAGUUGGAACGACCAAUUAAGGUCAAUAUUCUGCUGCCCAUUUCCUUCGUAUUGGCCUGCCUGUUCCUCAUCGUGGUGUCCAUCUGGAAAACUCCUGUGGAGUGCGCUAUAGGAUUCGGAAUCAUCGCCACAGGAGUUCCUGUGUACUUAUUCGGCGUUUGGUGGCAGACCAAGCCCAAAUGGCUCUUGCAGAUCCUCUUCACUACCACAGCGACAUUCCAGAAACUGAUGGAAGUGGUUCCUCAGGAGUCCUGAAGACCAUACGGAUCGACAGAUGCCUCUUCCGCGCACAAAGUCUCCUCUUAUCCACCUCAGUCUCCCUUACUGUAUUCCUCGACUGCCUCACCUCUCUUUGCGUGAGCCAGAAAAAAGUCAUAUCCUGCUGCCACAGGCGAAAUCUAUAUUAAUUACCACAUGCGAAACAAGACAACAUCAGAGGUCACUGGAGCAUUUCAUUUGAGAUGUAGAUUUUGUCAGUCCUUCCUCAAUCAAAUGUAUUAUACUGUAUACAUUUCAGUCUUUAUGUUUCAGUUCCAAGUUUUCAAUCAGGAUUUUAUAUAUAUUUUUUAAACCAUUGGAGAUAUGUGUCAUAUAACCACCGUCAGUGGUUUGGUUUGGUCAUCCCUUUAUUUUAGGGCCUGCAGUAGUAUGAUCGUAAGCUUCUUGUAUCGUGUUUUCAGCUUUUGUUUUAAAAUGUACAUGAGGAAAAGUGCGUACCGAAAAUGCUUGUGGGGAGGCGCUAUUGUCUCUCUCAGCAACCAGAACCAUCAUUCCCACCUGAUUGACAAAUUUCCUUCUUGGAUUACAAUAUGUUCUAUUAUAUCUACAAUCAUUUCCUUUUCUACAGCAGAUUUGACCAGUUUGCUGUGCCUUUUCUGCCGGUGUAGAAAUGUAUAAUUUUUUGAGAUUAACUUGAAAUGACUUUAUACUCCGACAGAUUUAUUUUUGAUAGCUUUGUGUAUUUUUUUUUUUAAGUGCUAAUAAGAAUUUCAAGGAAUCUCCAUUUUUUUCGGGUCAUGGUCCUCUAAUUGGAUGUAUCCAAUUGUUGUUUUUAUUAUUAUUAUUAUGGAAGGCACUGACAUACAGUAUUCAUAAAUUCAGAAUCAGAAUACCGAUAGCCUUUCUGCUUACCUCAGUGAACAUACAGUACAUCACACUCCUAAUCUGGCUGUAUAUUUUUAUGCCUAAUUAUGAUUUUAUGAAGCACAAAAGAUGAGAUGCUUUUGACUUAUUUCUUUCAAGUACAUUUUUUAAUAUUUAGCACCUUUUUUCUGCAUCUGUCAAACAGAUAGCCACAUUUAUACGUGAAGUACUUAACACUGGACCGCCUAUUUUAUUUCAUUCUCCUUGUAUUUUGGCAAUUAGCUUGGUAGUUGCGAAUUU
Molecule: messenger RNA, 2907 nt
Organism: Megalobrama amblycephala (Wuchang bream)
Lineage: Eukaryota; Metazoa; Chordata; Actinopteri; Cypriniformes; Xenocyprididae
Gene: slc7a5
Product: solute carrier family 7 member 5
Exons: 10
Coding region: 214-1779 (521 amino acids)
Biological process (GO): neutral amino acid transport; amino acid transmembrane transport
Cellular component (GO): membrane
Molecular function (GO): neutral L-amino acid transmembrane transporter activity; L-amino acid transmembrane transporter activity
Source: RefSeq, a predicted model, not a curated record